AUGGGAAAAGGUGGAUACAUACAUGUGAAAGAGAAGAUGCUCGAAGACAAAGAAAUUGACCUCGAUGAAGAACCCUCCUGUUGUAUGAUGUGGUCGAAGGAGGAGGCUAACAUAGAUGGAAAUUUUGAAAAUGACGAGCAUAUAGAUAAACUAAAAACAAUUAAUGGCCACAUCAAAGACGGGACCUUACAGGUUGACCAUGACACUAAUUCCAUGAUAGUUGUGUUUGGAAAGGACAAAAGAGGUUAUGAAAGAGGAGUGGGAAGUCGAGAGCGUGAAAACGAGAGACGUGAACAUGAAAAGAAAAACAAACUGGAGCGUGAAGCAAAAGACAAAGAGAUUAAGGACUUGAAUGCCAAGAUGACACAAACAAAAGGAAUGAUUUUUCUUUUGGUGAGUCAAUUAGCUACCGAAGGGGUGAACUUAGAUUCAAAUGCAAAUGUAACAUCAUUGGUAACACCAACAUCUACCAUACCAAAAGAUGGUGAGAAAACAACUACACCUAAAUUACUAGCUAGGUGCAAAUUUGUCAGUUCUGAUUUGGUGCUAAAACAAGCCAUGCUCAAGAAGAAGAUUCAAAUGAAUUUAUAA
Messenger RNA from Lactuca saligna, 591 nucleotides. The record is from the annotation of a GenBank genome assembly. Lineage: Eukaryota; Viridiplantae; Streptophyta; Magnoliopsida; Asterales; Asteraceae.